UGGAGCGAGGUGGGGGGACGCCUCGACAUGGCGCGCUUGGAGAUGGAUUGAGCGUUCCAGUGACAGGUGCGCCGCGAUCGGGUGACGCGCCCUGCAGUGGCUACCGCCAGCUGAGGUGGGAGAAGUGCUCAGACCAUGAACGUGCUGCACGUGUUGAGCGCGUUUGUGGCUGUUGCCAGCUGCGGGCAGUACGGGCCCCGCAAGCCAGGCAGAUGCGAGCCGAUCACAAUUUCCCUGUGCAAGGACAUGCCGUACAACGUCACUCGGAUGCCGAACAUUGUCGGCCACGAAACCCAAGAGGAGGCUGCACUGCUGCUGCGUCACUUCACGCCGCUGAUCGAGUCCGACUGCAGCAGCCGGCUGCGCUUCUUCCUCUGCUCGCUCUUCGUACCGCUCUGCUCGGAAAAGGUGGACGCGCCCAUCCCCAGCUGCCAGUCGCUUUGCUUCGAGGUCAAGGACAAAUGCCUGCCGCUGCUGCAGUCCGUGAAGAUGCCGUGGCCGCAGGUGCUCAACUGCUCACAGCUGCCGCGCGAGAAGGCGAGCGACGACUUGUGCAUGUCGUACCCGAGAGACGGCGAGCCAGCGCGACGGCCGCCGAGCGGGCGCGUGCCCCAGCUCGACGCGCCCUACCUGAUGGCUAAGUACCCACGCCGGGACUGGGAUGGUCUGCUACCGGGUGGUCGUGCCGCGCCGCCGCCCGGCUGGCCGGCCCUACCGCACGACUGCCGGCCGGCCUGCGGAGCCGAGGUGCUCUUCACCACCGCCGACCGGCAGUUGACCGAGCUGUGGAUGACGGUGUUGGCGACGCUCUGCUUCCUCUCCACGCUCUUCACGGUGCUGACUUUCUGGAUCGAUACGACGCGCUUCAAGUACCCGGAGCGGCCGAUCGUGUUCAUCAGCAUGUGCUACAACAUCUACUCGCUCGGCUACCUGCUGCGCAUGUUCCUCGGCACGGACCACGUGAUCUGUGACGUCACCUCGGAGGGGGAGCGCUACUUGAUCGACGAGAGCCUGGACGGUGCCGGCUGCAUUGUCACCUUCCUCCUGCUCUACUACUUCGGCCUGGCGUCGAAUCUGUGGUGGGUAGCGCUCACCUUCACCUGGUUCCUGAGCGCCGGCCGGAAGUGGAGCUCGGAGGCUAUCCAGCACUACGCCACGCACCUACACGCCGUAGCCUGGGGCGUGCCGGCCGUGCUCACGCUCGUCAUUAUCACGGCUCAGACCAUCUCGGGCGACGAGCUGACUGGCCUCUGCUACGUGUCGAGCCGGCAGCUGCCGCUCCUGACGCUGGUGGUGGCGCCGCUGGCGCUGCUUCUGCUCACCGGCGCGCUCUUCCUGACGCUCGGCUACGCCGCGCUCGUCAACAUCCGGCGCCGCAUGCGCCUUCACGGUACCAACACGCACAAGCUGGAGACGCUGAUGGUGCGUAUCGGCGUGUACGGCCUGCUGUACAUGGCGCCCGCCACCUGCGUGGUCGCCUGCUACCUGUACGAGUACGUGCACUGGGACACGUGGCGGGCGCGGGCGCUGCACGAGGCGAGCCAGUGCGUCGCUGGUGGCACCUGUCCGCUUCAGGCCAGCAUCCCGCCCAUCUCCGUGUUCAUGCUGAAGCUUUUCAUGUCGCUGGUCGUGGGCGUCGUGAGCGGCGUGUGGAUCUGGACGGCGAAGACGGCCAACAGCUGGCAUCGGUUUUGCGGCGAGCUGUGCUGCGGCCGCCGCCGCCACGGCGCCAAGGGCGGCGCGUGUCGCGCGUCUGAGGACGGAAACGGGACCGCUUACGAGCCGGGAGGAUUCGGCGAGGACUCGAGCCGUGGGCCGCGCGGCGGACCCAGCGCGCGCGACACGUAUGCCGUGCGCGAGAAUGCGCGCUGCGGCCACUUGCGCCGCGAUCAGCGGCUGGACUGCGGCGUGCCGUCUCCAGAGCCGGUCUGGAGAUCUGCCGAGAGCGCAGGACAGAACAGUCACGCUCCGGACCCGGGGCUGCACGCGAGCGAGGUGACCCUGACGUCCUGCCGUCGCUGGUGA
Messenger RNA from Pollicipes pollicipes, 2025 nucleotides. RefSeq names its product frizzled-9. Bases 136 to 2025 code for a protein of 629 amino acids. The transcript is spliced from 4 exons. Lineage: Eukaryota; Metazoa; Arthropoda; Thecostraca; Pollicipedomorpha; Pollicipedidae. The record is from RefSeq and is a predicted model, not a curated record. Gene Ontology annotation, biological process: canonical Wnt signaling pathway; non-canonical Wnt signaling pathway. Gene Ontology annotation, molecular function: Wnt-protein binding; transmembrane signaling receptor activity. Gene Ontology annotation, cellular component: membrane.